Morchella importuna is the source of this 1269-nucleotide messenger RNA. RefSeq lists its product as uncharacterized. The record is from RefSeq and is a predicted model, not a curated record. The transcript has 3 exons. Lineage: Eukaryota; Fungi; Ascomycota; Pezizomycetes; Pezizales; Morchellaceae. The coding region runs from base 1 to 1269 and encodes 422 amino acids.
AUGCUCCGCGUCAUCCCAUUCCCACCACCCCCCCGCUCCAUGGUCCAGACUGACAGAAUGAACGGGCACCACCCGCUGCACACCCCGUCCGCCCCUGCAGCAAACGCCCAAAAAGCACCGCAGCAGCAGCAACCCCUCGCGACCCCCGCAACCGUAGCACGUGUCUAUCGCACCUGUACCAACCUCUUUCUCACGCGGCGGCUGCCCGAUGCCCUCGCGACCCUGCAACCCAUCAUCGCGGACUCGGUAUCUCCGCGCGUAAAGUGCUCGCGCGCGCUACGGACAAAGGUGUGGAGUCUGUACUUUGCGAUUCUCGAUGCGGCCGCAAAGAUGGGCGCCGAGGAGGGGAAGAAGGUUUGGGGCGCUGCUGAGUGGAGGAAGAUUCUUGCGAGAGUGCGCAGUGGUGCCGUGUGGGACGAAGCCAUUGCGACAUAUGGCGGGGAGGGACGGGUCGAUGCUGAGGUGGUGAACGCGCUAGUAACUCUACUAUUGGCACACUCACAGGACCAAUCGGUAACCCAGAAGAAGAUCGAGGCCUAUCUCUCCGCUGCCCCCAACACUAUUGGCACGGAUGACGAUCCAAAGGGCAUCUCGCAGCGUGUCAAGCUCGUAGAGCUCUAUAUUCUACAUGUCAUUCCACGAGUCGGAGACUGGGACUACGCUCGGGAAUUCACAAACACCUCACCAGAUCUCGAUGAUGAACAAAAAGAUCUAUUCCAAGCAACCCUAGACCAGCUCCAAAAAGAUUCUGAAGAAGCCGAACGCUACUCCCAAGAGCUCGCUGCACGGCGUGAGGCACAAUGGGAGCACGAUCGCCAACAAGAACUCGCCGAUGAGGCUAUCAGCGUCCACUCGCCAGCCCCCUCUGUAGCAGGGUCUCGCGCCGGAUCUGUAGUUACAACAACUAGGCGUACCUCUACAACUACUGUUCGCCCACCAAGGAGAGAAGGCAAGCGAAAGACUGCUUCAGUCAACGGCACCACUAAGGAGGGCAAGGUUACUGCCAAUAACAGCAAGGUUACGGCAGCGGCUAAAGCAGACUCAAAGAAUCUCUUUGCGACAACAACGGCGCUACUAAACAGGCUCCAGGCGCAGAUGAACACCGCGCAAGGACGGUUUACCUUAUUGCGAACGGUCAUCAUGCUGGCGAUGGUCGUGUGGAUGACUAGUAAGCGGAGGGUCAGGGAGAGAGUCAGGAGGCUGCUGUUGUUGGCGUGGAUCAAGACCACGAGGACAGUAGGCAUGGGCAUGAAGGUUACUUAUAUUUAG